Rhagoletis zephyria (snowberry fruit fly) is the source of this 1679-nucleotide messenger RNA. RefSeq lists its product as uncharacterized. The record is from RefSeq and is a predicted model, not a curated record. NCBI's taxonomy places the organism in Eukaryota, Metazoa, Arthropoda, Insecta, Diptera, Tephritidae.
UAGCCUGUUGGGCCCUGCGAUUUGCGUUCACACACACCCGUGUGGUGGUGGAGGUGGUUGUGUUAUUGGAGAUCUUUACCAUACGAUAUUUGAAACGAAAUUUUUAUAUAAACAACUGUUCUCAUAUAAAUAUAAGCUUGUAGAAAGCUCAAGUAAAUGUCAUUCUUAGACGAACAGCUAGAAAGUAGAACACUUAAUUCUGUGCGCGGAAGUACAAUUAAAUCGCAUUCGUAUACUUACUCGGUGUCAACUUGUUCAUAUAAUUACUCCUCAACAGGCGAAAAUGGUGCGAACGAUGAAAUCCUCGAAGGAAGCUUUAAGACGCAACAAGAAUCAAAUUCAAACCGAAGAUAUGUUGCAAGAUCAUUCACGGAUGAUGAUGAGCUCCUCGUCAUCAGAGGACGAAACACCGAAAGUAUUAAUUCCAAGGGGACAAUGUUCGAGCAGCGAAAGGGACAGCGACGACGAUUGCCAAGAGAUUCCACCAGGUCAGGAAGUUCAACUGAGGAAAACGGUGACAGUAAUGAUACCCGAAGGACAAAAAUUGUCAGAAGAUCCUCUGUUGCCUUCUCAGGAGAUAGUAGUAGAACAUCAAGAACCGCAAGCUGGGUGCAGCAACAGCAACAAAUCAAUGUUACUAAUAGACCUAAUAGAAUUAAUUUGGAGUUCAAUGUUUUUGAAAGUGAUAAUAGAAGUCUUAGUCAAAGUAGAACGAAUUUAUGUGAAAGAGAGGAAUUUAGAAAUGAAACGCCAGGUUAUCAUUAUUCAGAAAUUGAUGUUGAGUGUAUUAAAGAAGGCCAAAGCGAAUUCGAUAGAAUUAAAGAGGUUUUCGUUCAAGGCUUUCGUAAAUUUGUGCCAAAAAGACGAAUUGUACACGAAAUAUAUGAAAAAGCCUCUACCGAAUAUUUUGGUAGAGAAAAUUAUUCAGACCUACGAGAAAAGCAUAGAGGAGCCGUGUUCAUCGUCUGUGACCACGAAGAACAUUACCACGUCAUCCACGAUUGUACCUACCAUAAUUACGCCUGCCGUUGUUCAAUCAUUGAACGAUGGAAGGCAAGAAAAAGUGUUGGGAGAAGAUUUUCUCGACGAACUACUCCCAGUAUCGAGUACUCCAUUGAACAUUGGGUCAAUCUCGCAAUCUAUUGCGAGAGGGACUCAAGACAAAUUUGUACAAUGGACAUCGCCGGGCGAAACUGCGUUCCAUGUGAUAAAAUUAGAUGUGUACAAUUUUUCCAAGAUUGUAAAGUUGGAAAAAAAAAAUUGGUGGAAGGAAGCCGAAGUGCGAACAACCUUCUUAACGAGUUCGCCUCUCGAUCCGAACUAUAUAGCAAUACAAAAGAUCCUAAAGAAUGCAGCCAAACAAAUAGUGAAUAUCGAGGGGACGAAAAAGACGGAAAAGCCGAAAAAUUAUUACUUUGGCUCAAAAAAUACGCAAUAAGUCCAUUAUCGCAUAUAUACUCAACAUCAAUUUGGCUGAAUUCAAAAUGGAAAUUUUUUAAUAGAAUAAGUCCAUUAAUGUUAAAUAUUAUGAGAAUACAUGGAUCUUUCUAUAAUGAUUUAAGUAUUGCCGAAUUGUAUACACAUUUUUUUCAAUUAGAUCCACAGAAUUUAAUUUUUAAUGCAUCGCAUUGUAAUAUUCACAAAUAUUAUUAUUCUUUAGAGAAAUCUAUUGAAAUAUU